This is a messenger RNA of Rubroshorea leprosula, 1373 nucleotides long. Lineage: Eukaryota; Viridiplantae; Streptophyta; Magnoliopsida; Malvales; Dipterocarpaceae. The record is from the annotation of a GenBank genome assembly.
GCGAUCAAGAAAUCGACGGUGGAUCUCGCUGUCGUUGACGUCGUCGAUCUCUCAUCCUCAUCAACCGCGUUUCUCCCAUAAAUGCAAAAUUUGUGCUCUAUUUAAUCUUUCACAUUCGAUUCGAAGCACAGUUUUCCUUUCCUAGGGUUUCCACUCGUUCUUCAUCCAUUCCGAUGGCUUCCAGUUCGAACAGAGCAGCUGGUGGCUCCUUUUACGGCGGCGCCGCUCCUUACCGAUCGAGAGAGGGACUUAGCACGAGACCGGUUGCUAGCUCCGAUGAAAUUCAACUAAGGAUUGAUCCGAUGCACGCGGACUUGGACGAUGAGAUCACCGGUCUCCAUAGCCAAGUUAGACAAUUGAGAAAUGUAAGGCCUUUUUUCUUCUUUAAAUUGAAUUCAGUGAUCCAACAAUUAUGAUCUCCUAGAAUGAAAAUAAUGCUUUAAACAUUAUUCGAAUGAUGGGUAUACAAUUAGGAUUUAGGAAUGUUUUUAAUAAUAGUAAUAUUGUAUUGUUCCUACAUGAUUAUAAUCUUUUGAAGGUUUUGAUGAGCUUAUCCUUAGUGUUUAUGUUAAAUGCCAUGAUAUGACAAUGCAAGGUGAAUCUGUGAUAUAAUGGCUGGCUGUGACAUCCUAGGAAAGAAAAUUGGAAGUCUAAAAAUUGCUACCAUUGUGGAUAUUCAGUUGCAGAUGAUAGCUUUAAUAAAUCAGUUUGUAGACAAUCUCAACAUGGUAGUUGACUCCUUUUGCUGUUUGUUUGAGUUACAAAGUAUGUUAACUCAUAUGAUAAACAAAAUGGGUGUAAUCAUCUCAUUUAUCUCUCAUGCUAAGCUUUUUUAGCUUGUUUCAAUUAAUACGUAGAGAGUGGAGGAUUGCUUAAUGAUUAUGGUGUUAGAAGUUUUUGCUGGCCAAAUCUGGAAAUUUUGUGGAAAAUUAUAAAUCCAAAAUGCGAACAAUGUUUGCAUUACAAUGUAUAAGAAGUAUCAGUUGGUUCUAAAAUGUGCUUGAUUAAAGAAUCAGGUCUUAUGAAGAAGGAAAUAAGAAUUGCUCAUAUUCUUCUUUAGUGAAAUUCUCAUUUUGGAACCUUUAGCUAUAUGUAUUUUCUUUCUAAUAUGAAUUUAACUGCUAGCUUUGUGGUAUCUGUAUUGGUUUUUUACCUCUUCCUACUUUCCAAAUGGUGGUGCAGGUUGCUCAAGAGAUAGGUUCAGAAGCAAAAUUUCAGAAAGAUUUUCUUGAACAGCUGGUACUUUAUUAAUGCUUUCAUGCAUCACUGAUUUACAUAACUGUCUCCUUUUUCGUGAAGAGGCAUAAAUCUGUCUCUCUUGAUUUCUUUGUCUUUUGAAAAGUCAGAAGCAUUAAUAAGUUCUUGUGGACCUU